Molecule: messenger RNA, 1901 nt
Organism: Eucalyptus grandis
Lineage: Eukaryota; Viridiplantae; Streptophyta; Magnoliopsida; Myrtales; Myrtaceae
Product: disease resistance protein RFL1-like
Exons: 2
Coding region: 636-1877 (413 amino acids)
Molecular function (GO): ADP binding
Source: RefSeq, a predicted model, not a curated record
GAUUUAAGGGCAAAAUUUAGAGCCCUCUUUCGUUUCCUGAAAUUGCGUGCGCUCUCAAUGUGACCCAGUUCUGGGAGUCGGUUGUCAUUUGAUUUGGUAAGACAAAACAAAAGGCGGUGCAUUUUCCAUAGUGCCCACGGCAUUUCUCAAUCUCUCUCGCUAGUCCCGUUUUCAACUUGUUCUUUUCCACGGUCUGCACGUUGCGCCCAUUAGCCCAUCAGACCUUCCCUAUCCCUUCCCAAAAUAUCUCCACCCCCCUCUGCGCCUCUCUUUAAUUUGGGCCGUACGAGUCUGUGCUUCUCGCUUCCUUCUUCGUCUUCGUCUUCUUCAUGUCUCAAAUUCUCUGAAACUUCAACAACCCAUCAAUCCCUUCGAUCGUCAUUCUUGUUCUCGCUCUAGCACUAGGCACCGAGGGCGGUGCGAGGAGGGUUGCCGAGGGUCGUGGGAGGGUUCAGAUCUAGCUCGCCUGAGGUUGUGCGAUCUUGGCGACACGCCGCUGAUGCUUGCCUCCGGUUGCCUCCGGUUGCCUGGUCGACGUUCGCACGAGGCUCGCCCACUCUCGCCAGGUCGCUGCUGGUCGACUGGUCGACCCUUGCACGAGGCUUGCCAAUGCUCGCCCGAUAGACGCUCGUGCGAUGCUCGCCUCUGGUCGCCUGGUCGAUGCUCGAGCGAGGCUCGCCUGGUGGCCGCUAAAGCGAGGCUCCGCAAGACUCGCCCGGGCGCCGCUGGUUGCCUGGUCGAUGGUCGAGCGAAGCUCGCCGAGGCUCGCCUCUGGUUGCAACCGGUCGCCUGGUCGACGCUCGAGCGAGGCUGGCCUGGUCGCCCUGGUCGCUCGGUCGACCUCGUGUGAAGCUCACCUCUGGUCUACUCUGGUCGCCUCUGGUGGCCCGGUCGACGCUCGCCCAGUCGCCUCUGCUUGCCUCGCGGAGGCUUGCCGGUCGCCCCGUCUAACAAUGGAUGUCGACAAACUUUUGGGAUCCCUCAUAAAUUUCCUGGGUCUUGUUCAAAAGGUCAGCAACCUCACCGGAGUUAAAGCGAACAUGUAUGCUCUGGAAAUGACUAUGGGAUUGGUGUCAGCCAGGAAGACUGACAUAAGUUUGCAACUAGAGCAGGAAGAGAGGAGACCACUAAAGAGAAGGAAGGAAGAAAUUGACUUGUGGAUACAACAUGUAGAACGGUGGGAGGGUCAAGUCCGCGAGUUAGGACGAGACGUCGAAGGGGGGAAUUUCUUUACUCUUCUCAAGUUGACGGAUCGGGUGAGGUUCAUUAUGACUCAAGUGGAAAAAUUGCACGAGAAGGGUAGAUUUGAUGACGGACUCACGGUGGAUGUGACACCGAACCGAGGCCUUGAACUGCAACCGGGUGAACUAGUGGGACAAGCUUCUCAAACAAAAAGAAAUGAGAUCUGGGAUUGCUUGAUGAAGGAAGAGGUGCUUCGUGUCGGUGUUUGGGGACGGGCGGGAGCGGGCAAAACCUUUCUUGCGGUACACAUACAUGAUCAGAUAGUGCAAGGUUGCACAAGGUUCGAUGGCGCUUGUUUGGUCGAUGUAUCACAAGAUGGCACUGUUGGCACGAUACAAACUGACAUUGCGAAAUAUUUCCGAGUCCUACCGAAUUUGAUGGGGGAAAGCGCUGUUUACAGGGGCGCAAAACUGAGGGAGGCAUUGCGGGGUAGGAGACUCCUCCUUAUCUUAGAUGACGUUAGGAAAUCUUAUUCUUUGGAAGAAGUGGGUAUAGCCCUAGAAAGGAAUGGAUGCAAAUUGAUCGUGACAUCGCGAUCGAAGGAGGUAUGCGAGCAAAUGAAUUGCCACAAGCUUGUCCAUGUACGAACUCCUAGGAGAAAUCUCAAGGGUUGGAAGAAGCAGUGCAAAAACUAGAAUUAGAAGGGUUAAGUUGGAAGA